Messenger RNA from Seriola dumerili (greater amberjack), 2357 nucleotides. It is a transcript of the gene ppox, whose product is annotated as protoporphyrinogen oxidase. The coding region runs from base 89 to 1519 and encodes 476 amino acids. Gene Ontology annotation, cellular component: mitochondrial inner membrane. Lineage: Eukaryota; Metazoa; Chordata; Actinopteri; Carangiformes; Carangidae. The transcript has 13 exons. The record is from RefSeq and is a predicted model, not a curated record. Gene Ontology annotation, molecular function: protoporphyrinogen oxidase activity, oxygen as acceptor. Gene Ontology annotation, biological process: heme biosynthetic process.
AGUACAGACGGAAGUUUAUAGGUUCUGUUGUCGAAACCGGCGUGAGCACGGAUCCCGUCUCUGCGGUGAUAAGUCACAUAACAAGCCAAUGAGAACUGUCGCAGUCAUCGGAGGGGGGAUUGGGGGUUUGGCAGCAUCUUACUACCUGUGCAAGAGUCCCCAGGUUACCAAGGUUGUAGUUUUGGAGUCCAGCAGCCGGUUUGGGGGUUGGCUGUGGUCCACUAGGAGGUCCGACGGGGCCAUAUUUGAACAUGGACCCAGAGGGAUCCGACCUGCUGGGGCAGUGGGACGCAACACACUCAACAUGGUGGAAGACCUGGGUCUUGCGGGGGAGAUUCUGCCGGUCACCCACAGUCAUGUGGCGUCGAAGAACAGAUACCUGUAUGUGAAGGGACAGCUGCACAGGAUGCCGUCAGGAAUCAGUGGACUUGUGCGGACAGUCCCACCCUUCUCUCGCCCCAUCCUGUUGAGUGUUGCCAUGGAGAUACUGGUGAAGAAAAGCAAGGAGGAUGACGAGACUAUCCACUCGUUUGUCUCGAGGAGGCUGGGAGAGGAGCUUGCAGACAUCGCUGUGGACAGUUUGUGUCGCGGCGUGUUUGCAGGCGACUGCAGGAAGCUGAGUGUGCGCUCCUGUUUUCCUGUGUUGUACAACGCAGAGCAGCACAGAGGUUCCCUGAUCCUGGGUAUGCUGCUGGGCUCAGGUCCCGGUCCUGCGGUCCCCCCUGGCCCUCUGGCUCAGAGAUCUGUUAAAGAGUCAUGGGCCCAGUGGUCCCUGAGCAAGGGGGUGGAGUCCCUCCCAGAAUCCAUCACUGACUCCCUCCUACAGAGCAGGAGGGUGGAGCUUCACAGAGAUGCAGGUGUUAAACACAUCUGUCCUUCAGCCUCUGGUUGGAAGAUCCAUCUGGAGGACGGAGUCGUAUCAGCUGAUCACAUCAUCUCUGCUCUGCCAGCUAAAGCCCUCUCCUCAGCCUUGCCGUCCUCCUGUCAACCUCUCAUCCAGGAGCUGCAGGAAAUCUCCACGGUAACAGUUGCUGUGGUAAAUCUGGAGUAUGAUGGUUCCAUCCUGCCUGUAAUGGGUUUUGGUCACCUGGUUCCAUCAUCAGAGGAUCGGGGUCUGAUGGGGAUCGUCUACGACUCCGUUCCCUUCCCUCAACACAACAGACCUAAUGGACAGACCACUAGACUGACGGUGAUGAUGGGCGGGGCCUGGUUCCAGGAAGAGUUUGGGGACCCAGAUGCAGUAACAGAGAAGCGUCUUUUAGAGAGAGCCACUGAGGCGGUGCAGAGCCACCUGGGAGUCACCUCAGCGCCCAGCUGGAGUCGGGUGGCACUGCAGAGGGACUGUAUACCUCAGUAUUAUCUAGGACACCAUCAGAGAGUAGAGUCCAUGCGUAGCUUCAUAAGGAAAACUAAUCUCCCGCUGUCUCUCACUGGCUCCUCCUAUGAUGGCGUGUCAGUGAAUGAUGUCAUCUUCAGUGGACGGACAGCUGUAGAGCAGCUGUUGGGGACUGUAGUCUGAUGGAGCAGAUGCACACACUCGUGUCUCCAAAGCCUUUUUUCAGUUCAUCAUUUCUAUCAUUUGGACUUGAUGUCUGUAAGUCUCUGUCACUCAGGUAUCACACACAUGAACACCAGCAACCAUUAUCUUUCUACCCAUAAUGCCACACUGCUCUACAAGCACAAACAGGCCUGUUGUCUUCUGGGCUCUCUGCCUGUAGCUGUGGUGGUUUGUUCAACAUUUACCUGGAGAUGAGAAGUGACGUGUGGUCAGUACAAACACUGAAUUGUGAAGUCCUCUUUUGUUCAGUGCCACUGCGUAUGAUUAAAUUAAUAAUUGAUUAAUAUUGUAUUAUAAUAUAACAGUGUGUAAAUAAUAUGAUGGGUUGUGUUAAUAAAUCCAGUAUGAGAAUGUGUCAUGGCUGAGCUGAUCCAGACUCUGCAGGCCCAGGUGUCUCUGCUUUGACCCUAGUUCUAGUCCUCAUGCUCUCCAGUGCCUGAUCCACUGAUGUGACUUGCACCAAUCAAAGCCUUAUUAAGCUGUUGUUGUCAUCUUCUCAGAGGUUUUAUUACUGACUGAUGUGAUGCGAGCACAUGUGACCUGCAGCAGCUGAUUUCUAUAUUAUUCCGUUAUUACAUUCAGGAGUGGAGGUAUGUUGUACAGAUCAGGCCUGAGAACACGUGGGCUUCCUCAUGUUGACAAUGAGGCCAUAAUGUCACAAUGUGUGAAACUGAGUUACACAUAAACACUGUUUAAGUCUACUAUAACUAUCACUGCCAUACAUCUGUAAAGAAAAUCACUAAAUUGUAUUUAAUUCCUCUUAAACUCUGUAAAAUAAGAAACCUUAAAAAGGGAACAA